AUGUACCUCAUUCCCAGAUUAAACAAAACCAAUAAAUCUUAAGAAGAUAUAGCAGCUAUUCAAGAUUAUAUGAGUCAAUUACCGUAAUUUCAUGCUCCAUAUGAGAUCCUAAAAGAGGUAUAACGAGUUUUAUAUAGCUAUGUUAUAGUAUGAAUUAUAAAUAGUUCAAACAUGGAGAGCAUGUAAGCAAUAAAAGUGAGUACGCCUACUUCAUUUUAAAAGGGUAGAUUCUAGCUGAUAAUGGUGAUUCAUAUAGUGUGGAUACAUGGUACGAUUUAGAUUACUCGUUCUAUGUAGUGGUACAAAAUUUGAUUUACUAAGGUCGAUACACAUUGCAUCAUAGUGCCCAUAAACACAUAUAAGAAUUUUAAUCACACUCAUGGAUCUAAUUUUCAAUAUCGCAAAAAUAUUUUAUUAUAAAAUAUUACAUCAAUAGACAAAAUAAACUCAAGCAAAAUACAAGAAAAGCUCAUAAGAACUUUUACAGAAACCACACUAUCAGCUGGUACCAUCAUUUACAAAUAGAACGAGCCAGCAUAAUCCCUUUAUGUUCUGUCAGAAGGGGUCUUAUAAAUUUCUCGAUUUUAUGAAAAGAAAAUGACUCAUUACGAAAAACAAGUUCUGCCUAAAAAGUAUUGGCAAACAGAAGUUAACAUCUGCUAACUUACGAAUUCAGGUGUAAUUGGUGAAGAACUAUUAAAAUAAGAGCUCGCAUUCUAUAAUGUUAAGGUAAUCUCGAAAAUUGCAGUUUUAUAAAUGAUUUCAGUUAAAUAGCUGAAGAACUUCUUAAAUAUCAAUGUUGUUAUCCAAUCCUUAUAAGAUUUGUUUAAUGAUAAGCAUGUCCAGAGAGAGGAAAUCUUUAAGCAAUAAUGUGAAGAAAUGGAAAAGAACUGGUAAACUACCAGUAAAUAAUAGAUUAUUAACUCGGAAAUUAAGAAAACUAUUAGUUUUAAAGUACUCAAAUCUACAUCUGAAAAGUAACAAUAGACCAAUAACACUACAAUGAAUGUGACAAAAAUCAAUAUUAGUAACACUCCAAAUUGUUAAGAUGAAGAACUAGGAGAUUUUCAAAGAACUAAAAGUCCUUUUAAAAAGAUACCUAAUUUUAUAUAGCAAUAUUUCAAAUAAAAAUAAUUGGAAUCUACUAAAAAAACAAAUGAAAUAACGUUAUAAUAAUUCAUUUAAAGACAGCAACAUUACAAUAAUCCAUAUUAAUUAUUUGAAAAAGUCCAUGAUCCACUUAAUUAUAUUUAGAAAGGAUCUAAUUAUAAAAGAUAAUAAUUUUCAGUCUUGAUUUAACAUGGAAUUGUAAAAAUUAAAAAUCCAUAGAUUCCUAAAUAACCUAAACGGCCAAUAACAUCUUAUUUAGGAGAUGAAUCAAGUAAUAACAAUAAUAAUACUAAUAAUAACAACAACAACAAUAAUAAUAAUAAUGAUAAUUCUCAAUAAUAAUAACCAACAAGAUUAUUGAUUAAGAGUGUCCAUACUCCUAAACCUAUAGUUAGUUCAUUAAAAAAGUUUUAUAGAAGUUAAUCAGCACAUAAAAAUAAAGGAUUCUCUUUAUUAGGAAAAUCAUAUUAAUAACAAUCAAGUAAUAUAAAAUCGAUAUAUUUAGGUCCAAGAGACAAUAUGUUUUAUUUAAGAAGUAACUCAACUCACAAUUUUAAAUUAAGUCUUAACAAAUCCUCAAAUUAAAGUUAAUAAUUACAAGUAUGUUAUACGGACAAAAAAAUACAAUGCGAAGAAUCAUUAUUAUGA
This is a messenger RNA of Paramecium octaurelia, 1758 nucleotides long. The record is from the annotation of a GenBank genome assembly. Lineage: Eukaryota; Ciliophora; Oligohymenophorea; Peniculida; Parameciidae.